AUGGAAAGCAAAUCGCCACCGAGCAAGCCGAUGCUACAGCAGGUGGUCUCCUCAUCGCAGCCGAAGAAGCUGCAGCUGGUCGUCACCGGCUAUGAGAUCAGACUCGAUUCAUCCUUCACACCGUUUGCUGCCUACUUGAUCGCCGUGCGAGAUGGACGCAAGCAAUGGAAGGUGUUCAGGCGCUACAAUCAAUUUUAUGAGCUUGAUGCCAAGCUGCGAGAGAAGUUCCCCAGCGAAAGAGACAAGUUGCCCAGCCUGCCGGGCAAGCACCACAACUUCUUCCGCAACUCAUCCACCAACCCCAAGGUCAUCUCUGAGCGCAAGGGCCUGCUGGACAAGUACCUCACCGAGGUGCUCAAGGUGGACGCCAUCGCGCGAAGCAAGAUCCUCAAGCGCUGGCUCGAUCCGGGAAUCAACCCUGGCCAGUUCUCUUUCUCGAAUCCAGAUAAGGCCGGAUUCCUAUGGAAGGAGGGGCAUGUGGUGCGAAGCUGGCGCAAGCGCUGGUUCGUUCUGUGCGAUAAUCUGCUCUACUACAUGCGAGAGAAAGAGUCAAACGAACCCGUCGGGAUUGUUCCUCUGCGAGGCAGCGUGGUGCGGGAGGCACCCGAGCGAGAGAUCAAUUAUUGCAUGGAGAUUCGACCAGACGCCUUCAAGGGCUUGCCAACGUUUUAUCUUUAUGCCGAGUCGCGGGAAGACUACCAGUCGUGGUUGCGUGCUCUCGUUGACGCUGCCCAGCAGUCGAGCCUCAAUUCCUCGCUCUCGUCCAUCGAAAAGUACUACUCGCGUUUUUUUUUGUUUUCGUUUUUUCAGUUCAUUUCCUCGAAAAUCAGCUCAGUGUGCCACUGGCUAACUACCUUGCCUCGGCCACAACUCUCCCACCAACGCAGCCGCAUACGAAAAAAGAGCUACCACAUUCGAAAGAACAGCAGCGACCUCAAGAACUUCAUGGAUCGGGGGUUGGAGAGCCCCUUCUCCAAGAAACGAAGUAUCAGCGUGCGAGCACCCGCCUCGCCGCGGAGUCUCGCCCGUGACUCGGAAGCGGUCAACGUGCGCACGAAGAGGGCGCACGCGAUGGACGACAUAUUCGCUUAUGAGGAUGAUAGUGACAAUCACGUGACGGAACUCGAUCGGGAGAGGAGCGUGGCCGCCUCGGCGCCGGCCAACACGUCACCCAUCGCGCUCGAGAGACGACGACGCGAGGAGGAGCGCGAGCGGGAGAAGAAGGAACAGAAGGAGCGCAAGCGAGCGGCCAAACAGGAGAAGGAGCUGGCGCGUCAGCGCGACGGUACCCGACGAGUGGAGCGAGUGCACGACAUCGAACGGGCGCGCUCGCUCACGCUCUCCACCUUCAAUUUUGAGGCGCGAUUGGAGGCCACCAAGAAGCAAGUCGACGAGGAGAUCGUGCAGCUGCUUCGAGGCAUUCGCAGCAAAGAAUACGAAACGGACAAGCACAGAACUGUCAAGGAGAACUUGGACCGUGUGAUGGAGAUCGCUGAACGCAUCCUCGCCAUGACCCUUGAUGAGCUCAAGGAGGGUGGCAAGUGUAUGUACGUCAUCGAGGACAUUCAAUCGAUCAUCCACUCGUCCUACGGAGAGAGCAAGAAGUUGGCCCAGCGACUACUCUUCCUGUUCUCCCCAUGCUCGCGUAUGGUCGGACACCACUCUCGCACGCUGAGCGUGUCCUCAGAGUUCUCCGUGCCCAGAAAUGUGGACAGUAAGGACAAGCCCUUCUGUCAAGCCGCACUCAUGUCCAUGUGCACACUGCUGGCCGGUGCCGUGGGGGGCUCGCUCUCGCUCGUGGUAGAGGUGGGCACCAUCACCACGGGAUCGCACGAGAACUUGGUGAUGGAGGAGGACGAGGAGCCGAGCCCGGGCGAAUCUGUCCCCAUGGACAAGGAACUCGACCCCGAGCCCGAGCCCGAGCCCAAGGAACCCCAGGCCGAGCCCGUUGUGGCGCCUGUGGGGCCGAGCAAAAAGGAGAGGGAGCCCUCCAAGCUCUCCAUCGAGGGUCGCUCCUCUCCGCGGGUGUCGCCCCGCGAGCGGCUCUCGCCAAAGGCGACGUCGCCCGCGCUCUCGCCGACGUCGUCCCUCUCGCCCACGCCGUCGCCCCCCGACGACCCGCAGCCCAAGAAGUCGCGCACCAUGGCGCUGGCCGCGGAGGAGGAGGCUCACAAGAAGCUAUCCAACUCAGCCAACGCUGUGCUCGUCCGUCCCGUGAAGACGGAGAGUCCAGCCAGCCAUGUGGUGCCCUCGCUUGCGCUGAAGGAGCUCAAGGAGGACAAGGCUCUCCAUCGGGCUUCGUCCGCUCUCGCUCACACGCGAAGCAACUCGAAUCCACCAGGCAACCUCCACCAGAUCCACUCCUCGCCGCAUUUGGGCGAAGUCUUGCAAAACCUGUCGGGCGACAAUCACUCGGCCCGAUCCGCGCCCGUGUCCCCCUCGCUCGGAUCCAACCCCUCCAGCAACUCUGGCACUCCUCUCUCUGGCUCCCGACGAAAGAAGAGGACCUACGUCGUGUGCCGAUUGUGCGAAGAGGAGAUUCAGGCAGAUCUGUUGACGGAGCACAAUACCUACUGCCAGCUCAUCUUCCAAAAGUGCGAGCGGGACCGAUGUACUCCCGACACCAAGAUCCAGCUCCUGUCGCAGAUCAUGUCCGACCUGACCGAAAUGAGCGAGCGUUCUGUCGAUCGAUUCGAGGAGGGGACGCUCGACUCGCACAUUUCGGGUCUGCUGCAGGAGCUCGAGGGCCUCACCAAGGGGGACGUCAAGCAGGUCACCUUUGGAAAGCGAAUGGUCAAAAUGCUCGAUGAGCUUUCCGCGUGUCCUCCGCCGCCCAAGACGCCUCCGCCAUCGCUGACCGAGUCGCCCGGCAGCCACAUGCCCGCAAGUAUCAAGUCCAAGUUCGAUCCCGAGAAGAACAAGACCGGCCUCCUGCGCAUCCUCUCCAUCUUCGGCGGCAAAAACGGACACCGCGGUGUCAAAGAUGACGAGGUGGCGUCCCCGAUGCCGACGCCGCGAGAGCCAGACCACGAAACGGAGGCCGAUCGCGCCCACGCGCCCAUGAACAGGCGACAGCGCUCCGGCAGCAUCGGAGGCACCAGCCGCACCACGAUUGAAGACUUUGAAAAGAUCAAAAUGAUCUCUCGCGGUGCCUUCGGUAAGGUGUAUCUGGCGAGGAAGCGGAAGACUGGAGACGUCUACGCCAUCAAGAUGCUCAAGAAGGACGACAUGGUGCGCAAGAACAUGGUGGAACACGUCAUGGCCGAGAGGGACAUCAUGGCGGGCAACAACAACUCGUUCGUUGUCAAGCUCUACUACGCCUUCCAGUCCGAGAAAUAUCUGUAUCUGGUGAUGGAAUACUUGAACGGUGGUGAUCUGGCGUCGCUGCUGCAGAACCUGCAGUACUUCGACGAGAACAUGACGCGGCAGUAUAUCGCCGAGACGGUGCUGGCUCUGGAGUAUCUCCACGCGCGCGAUAUCAUCCAUCGUGACCUCAAGCCGGACAACAUGCUGAUCGGCAACGAUGGCCAUGUGAAGCUCACCGACUUUGGGCUGAGCAACCUGGGCCUGCUCGACGACUCCACGUCCACGGCGAUGAAGACCGAAGACGAGGACGAAGACGAAAACUUGCUGCGCAGCACGAAGGACUUUGUCAUGAUUCCUCACACGACGGCCGUCCCGUCCAACCCCCCGCCCAACCCGACGCCGUCGCCCGUCUCCGACCGCAGCCUAAGCCGCUCGUCGCGACGCAACACUCGGUCCUCGCGCCGUGUGGUGGGCACUCCCGACUACCUGGCGCCGGAGGCUUUGCUGGGUACAGGACACGCCGCGCCGCUCGAUUGGUGGGCGCUGGGCGUCAUCAUGUUCGAGUUCUUGACCGGCUGUCCGCCGUUCAAUGACGAAACGCCGGAGGACAUCUUCCAGAACAUUCUCAGCGGCAAUGUUCCCUGGGUCGAGCUUCCGCCCGAGAUCUCUCCCGAAGCCCGAGAUCUGCUCAAGCGGCUACUCUGCGAAGACCCGAACCAACGCAUCGGCACCAAGUCCGUGGAUGAGAUUAAGAACCAUCCGUUCUUCGCCGGUGUCAACUGGAAGACGCUGCUGGAGAAGCCGGGCAUCUUCAUGCCGCGCCCCACCGACCAAUACGACACGGGCUACUUCUGGGACCGAACGGAUCUGUACGGCAACUCGGGUUCGAUGGGCUCCUUCCAGGGCGGAUCGGUGAAGUCGGAUGGCCAGCACAGCUCGGUCUCUCCGUCGGCCAUCCCGAUGAACGAUCAGAUCAAGGCCAUGAACUCCUUCGGCCGAUUUUCGUUCACCAACAUCCCGUUCCUGCUCGAGCGAGGCCUGGACGAGGCCACGCGGUCCAUCUCCAGCCUCACCGAGAGUGGCGACUCAGAGGACACGCGCGACCUUUCCCUGUCGGAGAACAGCUUCAACGAGGAUGACGGCCCGGAGAUCGUCCGCCCGGUAGCCGAGCUCUCGACGACCGCGAGCGAAACGGAGCCCGAGGAGCAGGAUGAGCCCGAGGACCCCAUGGAAGCUGUGGCGGCGGCCGCAGCGGCGGCUCUGGUGAGCGCCAACCGCGAAUGGGAGGGUAGCGACAACGAAGCCGAGGCCGGCCAAACGUCGGACGACGGCGGCGGAGGAGAUGUUACGCCCAGGUCGCGACGCGGCAGUCGAAGGGCGACGCGGCCCUUCAUUCGGCGACAGUCGCUCGAACCUGCCUGCCGGGAGAACGCCGACGGCUUCAGCAUCGCCGCCUUCUGGGCCAGCAAGAACGGCGACGGCGGCGAGCAGCUCGCUGCGCCCUUCCCCGGUGUUCCGUUCUACAAUGAAGCGCUGCCCGAGGGCCAGGGCGUGGCGGUCGACGAGUUGGGCGCCAUCGUUCACGGCCCCUUCCCGGGCAUCAAGCUCUACACCGAGCAUAGCAACCACCGGAGCCGAUCGAACUCGCUACGAUCCUCCACGUCGUCGGCGACUCUGUCGGACAGCGACGAUGGGAGCGACACGAGCACGAUGACCACCAGCGGCGGUGCCGCGGAUCCGACCGAAAGACGAAAGCGAUUGGAGCGCGCGACCUCGCUCUCGAGCAUCAUGGACAGCUUCGAGAUCGUGCCGACGCGCGAAAGGGGAAAUGACAAGCAGUGA
Acanthamoeba castellanii str. Neff is the source of this 5148-nucleotide messenger RNA. Its product is annotated as protein kinase domain containing protein. Gene Ontology annotation, molecular function: protein serine/threonine kinase activity; ATP binding; phosphatidylinositol binding. The record is from RefSeq and is a predicted model, not a curated record. The coding region runs from base 1 to 5148 and encodes 1715 amino acids. Lineage: Eukaryota; Discosea; Longamoebia; Acanthamoebidae. Gene Ontology annotation, biological process: intracellular signal transduction; peptidyl-serine phosphorylation. The transcript is spliced from 24 exons.